AUGCCGCUCAAGCUAUCCCGCAUGACCGAAGACGACAUACACGCCUUCGCAGUCGUAGACGCCGCAGCAGCCGAGGGAUGGCCUCUAGCUCAAGCAAUGGAUCAAGCCGCCAACGGCGGCGAACCACGCCAGAGAAUGAUUGAACGCUGGACCCGCGCUGACUGGCGCAAUGACGAAGAGGUAGCGUGGCUCAAGGUUACCGACUCCGACUUAAGCGACGAACUAAUUGCGGCCGCACUGUGGCGCUUCCACCCUGGCGAAGAGAAUCAAGCAGAGGCCGGUGCUGCUGCGAUAACGUCUACCCCAGUGGUAGAGGUGACUGCGGCUGAGGGAGGGGGAAAGGAGGAAAGUAAUGCUAAGGAAGAAUUUCCGGCGGUGUUUGAUGCUAUGCGAGCUAUUGGGGAGAAAUUCAGGAGAGAGUUCAUUGGCGGGAAAGCGCACGCUUGUACGCUAUCGUUCUACCUGCGCGGUUGA
Molecule: messenger RNA, 474 nt
Organism: Baudoinia panamericana UAMH 10762
Lineage: Eukaryota; Fungi; Ascomycota; Dothideomycetes; Mycosphaerellales; Teratosphaeriaceae
Exons: 1
Coding region: 1-474 (157 amino acids)
Source: RefSeq, a predicted model, not a curated record